Messenger RNA from Prorocentrum cordatum, 993 nucleotides. Lineage: Eukaryota; Dinophyceae; Prorocentrales; Prorocentraceae. The record is from the annotation of a GenBank genome assembly.
AGCUUUGGGCCCAAGCCGUGCUCGGAGCCGGAGCCCAGCGCGCCGCCGCGGGCCAGCAGCAUGAGCCGCCAGGCCGCGGAGUGGGCCGCCUACCUCGACCUGCCCACGGUGCGCGGCUCCGCGGGCGGGCCCGGCGGGCCGCGGGUGCCGGCCCACCUGCUCGAAGACUUCUCCGAGGAUCGGAUGCCUACCGGUGCGAGGCGAUAGACCUGGCCUACCAGGUCUGCUCCGAGCACAUGCGGUGGGCAGACAGCCAGGAGGUGCAGGAGAAGGAGCGGCGGGAGCGGCAAGACGCCAUCAGAGCGGCCAAGGCCGGCGCGCGCGGAGGCGGCGGCUACCCAGUGGCCGCCACGGCAUCCAAGCCUGCCGUGGCCAGCGGUGGGCGCGACGAGGUCACCAUCGAGUUCCACCUGCCGCCCUCGGGGACGCCGCCCCGCACCGAGGCCUUCAAGCCCUGGAUCCAGUCCUUCGACAUCUACGGGAGGGUCUACGAGAUGCUCCCCAGCAAGGACCGGGCCUUUUUCAUGACCGUGAAGGGGCCUGGCGUCCAGGGCAUCAAGAAGCUCGACGAGUCCACCUGGGACUCCCGGCUGUCGGACCUGGGGAUGCGCGCGGGCAGCGCGUACACGCUGCACGUGACCCAGGCCUGAGACUGCAGCAGGGCUCGACCCAAGCGAUGCUCUGCCGCUUCCGCGGAGCGUUUUCGUUUUUUGGGUGGUCUUGCGCACUCAGAUCCAAGAAAUCCACGCGGACCUUCGACAGUUGAUGUUUACACCUUCUUUGGAGCUCCCUAAUCCAUUGUCGCAGGCCUACAGACCUCCAACAAUGCCCCGGCCGUAGCUGACCCCCUUGAUCACCAGCACGGAGCGCAAGCCUCGCGUGGUGGUGCACCUCGCCGGGCGGCGAGUCUUCACUGACGCCCAGGCACGCACAGAGGGGUCGCCCUGCGGGGUGCCGAGACGCGCCUGGGCCUCCUGCGCCGCGGUGUCGAAC